Molecule: messenger RNA, 3949 nt
Organism: Terrapene triunguis (Three-toed box turtle)
Lineage: Eukaryota; Metazoa; Chordata; Testudines; Emydidae
Gene: FJX1
Product: four-jointed box kinase 1
Exons: 1
Coding region: 246-1637 (463 amino acids)
Biological process (GO): cell-cell signaling
Source: RefSeq, a predicted model, not a curated record
UCUUGGUGCAGACACCGGGCGAAGCUGCCGGCGGAACGGCCGGUCCCGGAGCUGAGAUCCCGACACCCCCUAGCCGGCCCCGAGGCUACCACCUCCGCCCGCCCAGCAGCAGCGUCUCAGCCGGGGGCUGGAGGGUCCCGGCGCCCCGCGCGGCCAUGAAUGAGCGUCGCUCGGAGGCGGGGAGCGGCGGGGCUGCACCGCCGCCAGGUCCCGGAGCAGCGGAGUGAAGCGGCGGCGGCGGGAGGAUGAAGCGGCCGGGCCGGGCCGGGCUGGGCUCCCUGGCCGCGGUCUGGCUCCUGGUGCUGGGCUCGCUGCUGGGGCUCUGGACCGGCUUGCAGCGGGAGCAGGAGCAGACGGCGCAGCAGGAGCGGCGCUUCCCCGCGGGGACAGCCGGCCGGAGGCUGCCCCAGGAACAGCGGGGCUGGGAGCGCGGCAGCACCGGAGCUUCGGCUCCCGACCGCCGCUCGACAGGGCAGGGCGAGUCCCGCGCCGCCCAGAAAACUUUCCGAGCGCUGCUCACGCUGCCGGCCGCCGGGGACAGGGGCGAGCCCCUGGAGGGGCCGGAGCAGCCCGCGGAGCCCGGACAGAGCUCGCAGCCGGAGCCCCGGCAGAGGCAGAACUUGGAGCCUGGUUCCAGGGAGCGGCUGGCCCAGGAGGCUCCCGCGGACCCCGCCUCCCCCGUGCAAGGGGGUAUCUUCUGGAGCCGAGCGCUGGAGCAGCAGGUGCCCCCGGGCUUCGACCCCGAGCAGACGGCCUUGUGGUUGGAGACUGCCCGGGCGGCUCGCGUCGCCUCCCUGGAGCGGGGCGGGUGCGGCCGCAGCUCCAACCGCCUGGCUCGGCUGUCCGACGGGAGUCGCGCCUGCGUCCGCUAUGGCAUCAACCCGGAGCAGAUCCAGGGCGAGGCGCUCUCCUACCGGCUGGCCGAGCUGCUGGGCAUCCAGCAGCGCCUGCCGCCCAUGACCCUGGCCCUGGUGGAAGCCCGCGGCAGGCAGUGGGGGCAGGUGCGGGACGAGCUGCGGGGCUCGCACUGGACCGAGGGGGCGGUGGUCAGCCUCACCCAGUGGGUGGACAACUUGACCGACGUGGUGGCCCCCGCUCCCUGGAGAUCGGAGGCGGGGUCGGGCAGGAGACUGCAGCCUCUGGCGGCUGGGGAGCUGGGCGGCCUCACCCAGUCCCAACUGGUGGAGCUGGUGCAGUGGACCGACCUGAUCCUCUUUGACUAUCUGACGGCCAACUUUGACCGGCUGGUCAGCAACCUCUUCAGCCUGCAGUGGGACCCCAGGGUGAUGCACCGGGCCACCAGCAACCUACACAGGGCACCCAACGGGGGCCUCGUCUUCAUAGACAACGAGGCGGGCCUGGUACACGGCUACAGGCUCCUCUCCAUGUGGGACAAGUACAACGAGCCCUUGCUCCGCUCCGUGUGCAUCUUCCGGGAGGCCACUGCCCAGCGGGUGCGGGACCUGCACCGCCUGCAGAACGCAGCCUCGGAGCUGCUGAGACUCUACCGGACUCACGAACCCCUCUCCGGCCGGCUCGGCUUCCUGUCCGAGCAGCAGGCGCAGCUGCUGCAGGGCAGGAUAGACUUUGUCCACAAGCACAUUUUGCACUGCAAAGCCAUGGCCACUUCACUGUGAUCAGUUUGUCUGUACUGUCCUGUAUUUAUGUAACCCGAGGGUGAGGAGUGGGUUUACCCCACUAACCUUUUUGCAGUUGUAACAUGUUCUGGGACUCUCUAAAUAGGAGACUAAAAUCAUUCAUUCAGGAACCAGUUUCCUAGUGGGAAGGAGGAGUAGGCUAGUGGGUUGAGUACAGGACUGGGACCUCCUGAUAGUGGUGUAAAGGGCCCAGUUUCCUCAUUUCUGGGUGCUGGAGCCUUUUUAAUGGUCCAUUUAGUUGAGUGCUUAAAAGACUAGUCCUGUGAGUCCCCUCCACUCUUUUUGACCUCAUGGGGAGUCGAAUGUACUCAGCUACCUAGGAGAGUCACUGGAGUAGGAUUGGGCCCUCUACAUGGCUUUAGAUGCCUCAAUUUAAUUUGAAUAUUCUUUGCCCCAUGAAUUACUGUUGUUGGCCUCUGUGAAGGGACCCUAAAACAUCUGCUUCUGCUCACUGCAUCUGUGAAGUGUGGAUAAUAAUACUUACCUGCCUGCCUGGCAGGGCUUUUGUGAGGAGUAAUUAGUUAAUGUUUCUAAAGCGUUCUGAAGAUGAAAACUGCUAUCAGUAUUAUUAUAUCUCUUUGUAUUAGUUCCACACUGGGUCUCUUUCCAGAGUUUAAAAAAAAUCAUGCCUCUUAAGUAUUUCCCUUAACUCACUCAGUACAACUGCCCACUUAAAAGACAGUGUACAAAAACUAUUGUCCUUAACUGGACUGGGAUCAACUACCUUUCUUCUAAUGGAGGCAGGCAGGUACACUUAUGUAUUUUGUUGUUGUGAUCAUUUAUUUAAAAAAAAAUUGACAUUCAUAGACUAAGAACUGAUUGCACAGAACAGGAGCCCUUGACUAGCAAAACUGCCCCAUCCAUGGAGGCUCUUUUCCUAUUGAUGUCUCUAUCCAGAAUGGAUCUAUUAACCGUUUGUUAAUCUUGUCAAUGAAAAGUAUAUAGAGAGUCGAUAUUCCAGUGUUUGUCAUCUUUGUUGUUGGAAGCAUCUGGUUAAUCUGAUUCAGGUUAUAAGUGUCUGUUAUUUCUAAUCACUGUCAUUUGGUUUGAAUGCUAAAAUAACUGACUAAUGGGUAAAAAGAAAUCAUCCCAGGGUUUUAAAUAUUGUUAUUGUACUAAGAUUUUGGACACAUUAGUCAAAUUGGGGGGGAAAUCAGUUUCAUGCACUUUACUUUGACUUUUUAUUUUUUAUAAGAAGACUUUUAUUUUACAAAGUCUGCCUUUUCUGUACAUUAUAUAUGUUCAUAAGUUCUUCUGUAACAUACAAAAGAAACUGAUAUUUCAGUAAAAGGGUGUUAAUGUUUUACCUCUUUGUUCCAAAUACUUAGUUUGAAUUUAAAAAGAACACUUACUCUUCAGUUUUUUUCCAAAGAGAAAUAGAGCCUGAUUCACUAGCACUACUCCUGAUUUAUACUAGGUUAAGAAAGAGAAGAAUCAGGCCUUCCAACUUUCCUUUUUCUUCCUUUCCUAAAACCAAUUUACUUAUUUUAGUGCAAGUUGGUAUGUGAACAUUCUUAUUUUGGAAUAACAGUUCCUGUUACCGGCCUUAGUUAAAUAGACUUGAGUGACUUUUAUUCUGAAAUGUGUUCACCCCCACUGUUCCUCUGAAAUAACUAAAUCAGUUUCUUGACAUUAACUUGCUUAAGUCAGUGCAAGUAUGGUGUAGACAACCUCAUCAUAUGUUCAGAUAGUGCGCCAACCUGUUACUGCAAGCUCAAGCGCUGCUAUAACAAAAGCAUCCCUUGUGGUGUCAGUCUGUUAUCAAUAGGUGGUACUUUAUGCUAGCUUUCUAUCCUUUGUGUUUUGACUUUAUUCAUCCUGUAUUCACAAUUAGGGACUAACUCCAAUCACAGCACCGGAAAGCUUGUCCAACAAACAAUAUAAUUUAGAAAAUUUCCAUUGCAUUGAGUGUCAUAAGUUUCUUGGGAUUGAGUGUACAAACUAAAAGAAAAAUUAUACAACUGUCAGUUCGGUUUUUUUGUUUGUUUUUACCAAAAAAACCAACUUGUAACAGCAUUACUGAUACAAUAAUAGACCGUCAAGACGCAAAGUAAAGGCCAAAGUUGGGGUAGGGAAUAAGACAAAUUAAACCUUCUCUUUAAACCCCAGAUACAAACUAUGAUGAGAUCAAAUAGGAAAACAACCUCUUCCACAUCUGGACAGGCAUAUCUUUGUUGAUUCAAUGCUACAGUGUGCUGAAUGGAAGACAGAUAAGUAGGUGCUUUCACUGUUAUUUGGAGCAUUACAUUUCCCAUGAAUUCAAUGAGUACUGCAUAUGUGCACAUUUAUAC